UGCAAGUAUUUUUAGAAAAAUGAAUGUAGAAUUGGUAGCUAGAAAUUCACUGUCGUCGCUACAGAAAACAAGCGAUAACACAUUUAUAGUAUCUCCUGGAAAUCUUGAUGAUUGGACGUGGUGUAAUUUAAGGAAACAAUUCAAGUAUAAAAAUCUAGAGCGGCUGUAUUUGAUUUAUCGUCGGAAACUCGAGAACGGUUACAUGUCUCUAUUUGUUGUGGUGCAAUUGGCUUUGAGUAUUGUCCACGGUAUUGUUUUAAUUUCCACGGUAGACGCAAUAAAAAAUGUGAUUGUUGAUUUAACGGCGUGCGGACUGAUAAAUGCUCUAUUAUUUCCUGUGAUUGCCCUUUCCUUUCGAUCAGAUUUGACUGUAAAAAAUGUUUACCUGCCAAUUUACUUUUCUUCUCUGGUUAUUGCCUUCUUGGUCGCUGGAGACUUGAUUGUUGUCAUUUAUCACACUCUAUAUAGUACUGAUGAAGGCCUGUAUUUCAGACCUCCAAACGCAACGCACACUCUUCUGGCUUGUUACAUAUUUCUCCCUCUAUCAAGUAACGCUCACGCCUUCAUUUUAGGAGUAACAGCUUCACUUUGCUAUCUUGCGAGUCUUUUACUUAUUACCUACAGAAACGAUUCGGACUUUGACGUCAAGAUAGCUACAGAUUUCAUGUACCAUACGUGCGUAAACUUUUUGGGGCUCUACUUUCGUUUCAUGAAUGAAAUAAUGAUUAGAAGAUCCUUUCUGGAUCGGAGAAAGUAUGUAGAGUCGACACUCCGGCUCAACUACGAAAAGGAUCAAGAGGAACAGCUAACGAGAAGCAUUUUGCCUCCACAUAUUGCUGCCAAAAUAAAGAAAAAUUUUCGAGAUAUAUGUAAAUUUGUAGAGGAGCAUAAAAUACCUUCGUUUUACGAGGAAAACUCGACAUGUUCAUUUUCAUCAUCAUCGUCAUCGAUAUUGAAGGAUUUGUACGUUGAAAUACACAACGACGUGAGUAUUCUGUACGCCGAUGUGGUGAACUUUUCGGGAUUGACAGUUACGCUGCCUGUAAAAAAGUUGGUUGAAACCCUAAAUGAUCUAUUUAGCAGCUUUGACGAAGCAUCCGAAAGGCACAAUGUUCUUAGAAUCAAGUUUCUUGGUGACUGUUACUACUGCGUUAGUGGCUUACCACUUCCAAAUUCACAGCAUGCAAAAAGUUGUGUCGAUCUCGGCAUAGAUAUGAUAAAUAUAAUUGAGGGAGUUCACGUCAGGGUACAAAAAGAAUGUGGCGUUGACGUUAAUAUGAGAAUAGGAGUCCACUCUGGUAAAAUCAUUUCAGGAAUUUUAGGAAUUAAUAAAUGGCAAUACGAUGUCUGGUCGCGUGACGUCAUCAUAGCAAAUAAAAUGGAACAGACUGGCGAGGCUGGUAAAGUUCACAUCACUAAAAAAACAAUGGGCCUUUUAGACAUGAGCACAUACAACUUCAAACCAGUGACCAAUUUGAAUAAUUCCAUUCUUCGUAAAUAUGGAAUUUUUCAAAGCUAUCUCAUUGCUCCCAAAGCACUCGAUUUGCAGCUUUCAUUGAAUGACGAUUUAAAAUCAAGCCUUUUUUGUUCGGAGAAUGUUCCCUUAUCCUGUAACAAUAAGCAUCCUCAUGGAAAGUGUAAUCAAGCGGACGCGUACGCCUGUGGUUCUCGAAGAAGGACUCAUUUCAUGGAUUCGUGUCUUCGCGAUUAUCAUUUAAUGUUGAAAGCCGCAGACGCCGAAAUGGAAAAAGCCAUUCAACAGAUGCCUCUGAGUAAAUGGGAACAGUGGUGCAAAUGGGACAGCAUUAACCCUCUAUUUUUGACGUUCUCACGAAUUGGUUGGGAAAUACCAUAUCUAAGAGAGCCAGAUCCACUUUUCAAAUUUUACGUUGCAUGCGCAGUAUUCGUUUUAUUUUUCGUCGGAUGCAUCCUGUUUUUUCCGAUAGCUGCUGUUUAUCAAAAAAACUCAUACUUGGCCGUUGCAACAGUAACAAGUUAUGGAGUAACUUUGAUAUUUGUGUUGAGUCUGAUUCCAUUGACAUGGACUCAGUUUUUAUGGAGCCGUCAUAAAAAUUUACACGAUGAAAGCGAAAAUGACAUCAAACAACAACCGUCUCGACAAAUUUUAAAUUUUUUUUAUCAAAUGAGUGUCAAGGUAGUUUGGAAUCAAGUUCUCAGAAUAUUUCUUUAUUUUGUGAUUACGUCGAUGGUCGCAAUGACUGCUGUUUUUGUUUUUUUGAUAGAAAGUGAGACAGCCUAUAAAAAUAAUUACUACCAGAGUAGUGAUGGACAAAAUAAUAGCAAUACCAACAUAAAUACGACAAAUUUUUCCAAGACUGAAAAAUUCAACUCCACUUGUGUUUCACGCCCUUGGAAUCGACCACACUAUAUAUUAUUUGGCUACUUUUGUCAUAUUUUAUUUUUUGUGCUACAAGUAUGUACUUUUUAUUUAUUUAAGCCAUCAACUGAAACUUGUGCACUGGCCAUUUUUUCGACUUUUGCAUUUCUAAGAAUUCAUUUUCUUCUAAAACUGUGUGCUGGAAUAUCAAUUACAACUUUUUACGCUUGGAACAUUUGGGAUUUACAAUCUUCUGUAUUCAAGUUCAAUGGUGAAACAUGGAAUCCUUACAUUGACAGUGGACUGGCGCAUAUCUUAACAGUCUCGUACUUGACUAUUUCCUUACACUUGAUCGAUCGUCAAGCGGAAUAUCUUAAUAGGCUCAACUAUCUGUGGAAACGCCAAUUAACAAAAGAGCAAGACGAAGCUUUCCAUACGAGAAACGCAAAUAAGUUACUUUUGAGAAAUAUUCUUCCAGAACACGUUGCUGACUUUUAUCUAAAUAUGGAUAGGACCGAAGAAAAUGCCCUUUAUUACGAGGCUCAUGAUCAUGUUGCCGUUAUGUUUGCGACAUUAACAGAUUUGUCGAUUGAUGAAAGUAAUAUUUUAAUUGACUUUAAUGAAAUCAUAUGCCACUUUGAUAAAUUGCUCUUUAAGCCAAAUUUCAUGUGUAGAAUAGAAAAGAUCAAGCUAGCAGGAACGACGUAUAUGGCCGCUUGUGGUUUGGAAACUUCCAAGGUAAAUAAUCAAAGAUCCAACGUUUCCACGCGCGACAUGGAAUCGAGUUAUAACGUAGUCAAAGUGAUGACUCAAUUUGCAGCCGAAAUGAUGUCUACUCUUGAAAAAAUGAAGACUCAAUCUAGAAAAUCUUACAAAUUAAGAGUUGGAGUUUCUCAUGGCGAAGUAACUGCCGGCGUAGUUGGUGCUCAAAAGCCUUUGUAUGAUGUGUGGGGCGAUGCUGUCAAUAUGGCUUCAAGAAUGGAUACAACUGGAGAACCAGGAAAGAUACAGGUUACAAGGGAUACAGCACAGCUAUUAGAGAAUGAAGAUAUAAAGUGUCAUCUUCGGGAUGAAAUUUGGGUAAAACCCAAAGGCUUUGUGACGACAUAUUUUGUGGGACUCGAUGCUAAAAUGGAGCUUGAAGUAAUAAUACGUAAAGAAAAUACCAGUUUGUAAAAUGUGGAAUAAAU
This is a messenger RNA of Copidosoma floridanum, 3528 nucleotides long. It is a transcript of the gene ACXD, whose product is annotated as Adenylyl cyclase X D. Gene Ontology annotation, biological process: cyclic nucleotide biosynthetic process; intracellular signal transduction; adenylate cyclase-activating G protein-coupled receptor signaling pathway. Gene Ontology annotation, molecular function: adenylate cyclase activity. Gene Ontology annotation, cellular component: plasma membrane. The record is from RefSeq and is a predicted model, not a curated record. Lineage: Eukaryota; Metazoa; Arthropoda; Insecta; Hymenoptera; Encyrtidae.